CUAGCCACAAGAACUUCAACCACCAAUGAUUUUUUUAGCAUUACGUUCAUCUCCUGCGAGUUACAGUGAAUGUCACAAACACACGGUCAAAAUAGGGGGUAUCAUGUUAAAUCAUGUUUAACGCCGUGUGCAUGGUGGUGCGUAAUAUACUAUCUCUUGUCAAGGUCAUUAUCCUUGUGGCAGCCUUGAUAUUGUUGUGUAGGUGCCAGCUGGCUGAUUUUUGCUAAUUUGUGCAUGCCAUUUGCUACAUGAGAGCAUAUCUACUAGAGGGCUGCACGCCUGCAUGACGUUCGGCAGCUGUGCUGAAGACUAAUUUUAACCUACGACAAGAAAAAAAUGUACAAGGCAGCGCAGCGCCACCCAGUUGUACACCAUUGUGGUGGAGGCUGGCGCAAGGACAUACAUUUGGUCCCGCGCAUCGUGUCGCACUGGCGACACCACACUCACUCACAGUCCAGUCCAGACCUCGCACACGUUCCACAUCUGUGACCUGCUGUUCUUCCCACCGCGAAAUGUGGACGACGGUGGCGCUGGUGGUGACGGUGGUGGUGAUCCUUUUCGUCAGGGCUAACAUCAGACCGGCGGGUUUUCCUCCAGGACCAUUCUGUCUACCUUUCUUUGGCAACGCUCUCCACAUCCUGCUGUUUUCUCCAAAAGUCGCCUUCGAGAAGUUUGUGAAUGACUACGGUGGAAUCUUAAGCUUCAGGGUGUUUAACACAUGGGGACUACUGGUGAGUGACCCGGCACUGAUGAAAGCUGGACUGGCUGAUACAGCGCUGUCAGGUCGCAUUGAUCUCAUACUGUUCGAGCACCGAGACGCCAUCAUCAGAAAGAAAAAAAGUUCUCCACUGGGCAUCAUCAGCACCAGCGGCGACGUGUGGAAGAACCAACGGCGAUUCACACUGCGCACACUGCGGGAUUUGGGUUUUGGCCGCAACACGCUAGAGCCGAUCAUGCAAGAGGAGUUGGAAGAGUUGCUCAAACUGUUCCACGAGCGACAGGGAGAGAAGGUGGAUGUAGGGCUUCUUUUCAACCGGAGCAUCGUGAACGUGAUCUGGGCCAUCACUAUUGGGAAACGUUACUCCUACGACGACAAGAAGCUGGAGGAGUUGGUGGAGAAGGUGAACAAGAUGCUGCAGUCCUUCAAUCCAUUCCACCCGGCGCUCAGGUUCCGCUGGGUGAAGAAAUUGUUCCCCAACCUGACUAUAAUUCGCAACACGCAUCAAUACAUGGCGGAGCUUCUGGACUUCAUUGAGAGUGAGAUAGAAGUGUACAAGCAGCAGAAGGGGGACCAGGUGGACACGGGCUGCUAUAUUGGCGCCUACUUGCAUGAACUGGAGCAGCUCAAGCCAGACGAGGAGGACGACACAGCACUCUCGAUGAGUCACCUGAAAGCGAACAUCCUGGAGUUGUUCCUUGCUGGGAGCGAGACGACCUCCUCUACACUGUGGUGGGCUGUGUACUGGCUGGCCUCCAACCAGGACGCCCAGCGCACCAUGCAAGAGGAGAUGGAUCGAGUGGUGGGCCACGGCAACACGCCCACCAUCAGCUUCAUGGACAGGCUACCGUACACCAUGGCCACGAUCUACGAGGUGCAGCGCAUGGGUGACCUCGUUCCCUUCGCUAUCCCGCACAGAGCCACCGAGGAUACCUCCCUCGGCGGCUACCACAUCCCCAAAGGUACGCAAUUGAUGUUCAACUUGUCCCAUGGCCUCUUGAACUUCAGAUACUGGAAGGAUCAUGACAAGUUCCGCCCCGAGCAUUUCCUCAACGAGGACGGCAAGGUGUUCAAGCCAGACCACUUCAUGCCCUUCGGCUUCGGCAAGCGUGUGUGUCUUGGGGAGUCCCUGGCGCGCCUCGAGGUGUUCGUCUUUCUCGCCUCGUUAAUGCACCGUUUCUCCUGGCGGAUGUCAGAGGAGCCUGUAGUGUGGGAGACCAGCACUGUCAUCAGCCGCCCUCCAAACUUCUGCGUGUACGCCGUCAGUAGGGACCAGGAGUUGGACUGAGGCAUUAGAAUCCGCCUCGCUCCGACCCGCCUCGCCCGGUCAACAGCGCGAUGGUGAUGGUGAACUCCUGACAAGAAAAGGACGAAGAUGAAAAUUAGAAGGUGUCAGUAUGUAUUCGCCUAGUGCUGGUGAUGUUCAGGGUAGCUGCUUCUUUGAUGAGCAAUACCUUCAUAUGACAUGUUGUAUGGGUGUAUGCACAUACUAUACAGUUCAUAGUGUUUCCUGCCUGGUUCCACUUUAUCCCUAGUCAGGUUAAGCUUCUCUAUUCUAGAUGAGGAGUCGAUGUAAGGUUGGAGACUAGAUUCGUUCCGCUGUUUUAUUUUUUUCUGUCUUUGAUGUUAAACAUAUAACACGGAUUUCUAAAUUCAUGCCUGUAGAUAUUAGUGAUUAAUUUUGUAGUAGUUUAUCUAACUUUAAUCUGAUGAUAAGAUUACUUGAUUUAUUCAUGACAUCUUUUUUUUCUUUUCUCAUUUUGGCAUGCUCCGAGUACUGCAGUUCAAUUUGGAGGUCGUCGGCUGCGUUUCAUCUAAAGCUAAUGGAUCAUUCUUUAAACCCAAUAAGGUUUUUUUUUUUUUUUCUUUUCUUUUUUACCGACGGAUAUCAACUUGCAUGUUCAUCAUCGUGGAAUGGUUGGUGCGCUAGCUGUGUUGUUCAGUUGUUCAGGAGUGUCAAUAGUAAUGGGCGUCCUUUUCAUGCCGCGUCACUUUACACUAUUUCACCUUUUUUUACCGUCAAUGGCUCUUCAUUUUUUUUUUUUUUUUAUGUACACUUUAAAUUUUCUUUUAAUUCCCUUGUUUUCACGCACAUUACUCCACAUUCGACUAACAUGCGAGACGUGCUUCCUGACGACACUGCUUCUAAAGUUACCAAUGAUAAAUUAAAAACAAAAGUUAACACCUUCCUGGCAGCUCGUUAAGCUUCGUCCCAA
This is a messenger RNA of Portunus trituberculatus (swimming crab), 2934 nucleotides long. RefSeq names its product cytochrome P450 2J4-like. Gene Ontology annotation, molecular function: oxidoreductase activity, acting on paired donors, with incorporation or reduction of molecular oxygen; monooxygenase activity; iron ion binding. Lineage: Eukaryota; Metazoa; Arthropoda; Malacostraca; Decapoda; Portunidae. The record is from RefSeq and is a predicted model, not a curated record. Bases 513 to 2006 code for a protein of 497 amino acids. The transcript is spliced from 12 exons.